Haliotis rubra (blacklip abalone) is the source of this 3193-nucleotide messenger RNA. RefSeq lists its product as uncharacterized. The transcript has 4 exons. NCBI's taxonomy places the organism in Eukaryota, Metazoa, Mollusca, Gastropoda, Lepetellida, Haliotidae. The record is from RefSeq and is a predicted model, not a curated record. The coding region runs from base 23 to 919 and encodes 298 amino acids.
CACGUGGUCGGUGACAGCUUCGAUGACGGAGGGCAAUAUGACCGGGACGAAGACGGUCAGUUUCGACGCUUCCACCGGCUUGGCCACUUUCAGUGACCUCGAAAUUGACGAAAUCGGGCGCUACUACAUCGAAUUCCAUGUGACGUCAACGCCAGCGGAUUACGACUUCAUCUACGAGGGCUACAUUGACAUCAGCAACGCUGCCUUGGAAGGAAUGCCCAAGGAGAAGACGACUAUGUGUCAGGUCAAGUUCGACACCAGGUAUGACCCCGUGCAGUCAGCUAAGGAUGUGGCGAGGCUCGGCAGAAAAUGGGGCAUCCCAAAGAAAAACAAAGGAAUGAAAGUUAAAGACUCCACGGCAGCAUCAGGCAGCGUCCUCGCCACACUGGUGUUGGAGGGCAGCAACGCUGGCGUCAGUCAGGCAAUGGACGAAAUGUGCAAGGACGUGGAGAAUGGUGUGAAGUACAGUUUCGGCGGACAGAGUGUUAGCCUGAUGCCCUACAUGAUGGUGGAUGGCAAGAUGGCGUACGGAGUCUCGUGUGGGCCGACUAACGCAGACAAAGGUUUGAGCCCCGGAAUCAUCGCCGCUAUUGUACUGGUCAUCCUACUCUUCGUCAUCAUCCUCGUCAUAUUCCUCGUCUGGAAGUUCGUCAUCGUGCCCAAGACAAAGACCUACGAUUCGAGCGCAGACGUUCGGGCACUUGGCAAGGGCAAUUACAGCAUCGAAGACUACCUGUUCCGUGAGAAGACAUUCAACAGCAUUAGAAACCAAGUACCCGUCCCCAACGCACCCGCGGCGACGGCAGGGACAGCAUUCGCCCUCAGCGUGGACAGCCGCAUGGACAUGUACAACGACAGACCAACGUCCAGUGUCAGUGCACGGUCAAUGCCCCAGAAGAUGCCCCUUCCGUCUGACUAGACCACUUCGGACAAUGGUACCAAACCCACCUGAAUUAAACAGCACUUGGCUUCUGUUCAGGGUGCCGUCAUACAAAACAACCUUAGUGCUAAGGCUGCCGUAGGAAUAUAUUCAGGUAUUGGAGUCACAAUUACCUUAGCGCUAAGAUCGCUUUGUACAACAACAUCCUGGAUGUUUCAAAGAAAAGUGCUAAGAAGAAAUAAACAAAUAUAGUAUUUAUUAAUGUCUUCACAUAGAUAAACCGUUAUGAACUUGUUAUCCAUUUACAUAAAUGUGAAUAUUAAUACAAAAAAUUAAUAUAUAUUUACAAAGUUGUUAAAUUUUAAUACAUAUUUCGUCAUGUGAAAUGUCAUGUUCCCGAUGUAUUUUAAAUGGUUUUUUAAGUUUGAUUAUCAAUUUGAAAAUCGUCACCAGAGAAAUAUAUUGUGUUCGCCACGCACCUGUGCACACAUUAAUUACUAUUGUAGCGUAUAACAUAACCCUGUUUACUUUGUUGUUAUGUUGUGUGUUUUACCGUGUGUGUAUGUUUAUGAAACUAACUUCAUUGUAGUUUGUGAAUACAGACCCAUAUUAAUGCACGUGAUUUGUACUUUGUAUAAUUGAACAAAUAAUCCAUAACAUUUUUAAAAACAUCAUUAAAUCAAAGAAUUUCAUUAUCCGGAAAUCUAUAACUAUCAUGUUUAUUUGUUUCCAACUUAACACCGUACGUUCAAUGUUAAUGUCAUGAGGACACUUGUGUGGUCCAUGUUUUCUGUAAAUUGAGCCUUACCCGGAAAGAUGCCUUGCAUUUUGUCUUCUGUUUAAAAUAAGACUGUUAUACGUUAAGUAUUUUAGAUUAGUAUUAAUAUUGUGAGAAUUUAUAUGUUGUUGUUAUAUAACCGUUCAUGACGUGUCGUGAGUGUUAUAACUCAUGAUGAGCAUAUAUAUUGGAACUUAAUACUGCUGAAUCUAUUUAUCAAUUCAGACCUGUGGUUCAAGCUUUCGCUCUAGGCCUUUAACACCUGCAGUGAUGGUAAAUGUGAAACCAUUUCCACGAUCUCACUUUUAGACCUGUAAUGCGUUUGGAAGUCUUUAACUCACGUUCGAUUCAACCCUUGGGUACAAAAUGUGAAUACAUUCCUGUUAUCUCACUUUAAGGCUCUGGAUAAAGUGUUUGCUUGUGGCUCCUCAGACCAGCGUUCGAUUCCCGUAGGAAAUAUUGUCUCUUUGAUAUUUCCCGUUUUUUUUUGCUGAAAGCUUACCCGUGUUCUCACGCAAAUGACCAGUGAUGAGGCAAAAAUGUUUCUGGUUAUUUCGACGCCGUUAGUUUCUCGUAAAAGAAAAUUAUAUCACAUUUAGCGUGUUUAAAGGACAAUUUGUGUGUGUGAAAAACUUGAGACAAAAAUGUAUUUCCAGUAUUUCUUUUCCCCUGCAAGACUUAUAUAUUCACGGUACCGUAAGUGUUUAAUUUGCUGUGAAAUGUGUAUAAAUAACGUCAUUGUUUCCAUAGAUACAGCAUUUACGAACAAAUAAACCACGGUGACGUCAUUGAUACACAAGGAUCCGGUGCGGUAGCCCAGUGGUAAAAGCGUUUGCUCGUCACGCCGAAAAAAACGGGUUCGAUUCUCCACAUGUGUACAAUGUGUGAAGCUCAUUUCUGGUGUUCCCCGCUGUGAUAUUGCUGGAAUGUUGCUAAAAGUGGAGUAAGACUAUACUCACUCACACUACACAAAUAACCACCAUGGUAGCACUAUCGAUUUAACAUUACAUUUAACAAAUUAAUCUUUUAUAUGGGUUAUUAAACCACCGUCAUACCAUUUAUAUAACAGUAAAUGUCAAACAUUGAAACUACACAGACAAUCGGAAAAAAUAAGCUUUAUGCAUAUAUAUUUCAUGUUUACAAAAUAGUAAAGCAUAUAUUUACAAUUUCAGUGUUCAUGAAUAGUUAGUUUUAUACUAGAUGUUUCUCGUGUAUGAUUGUAAUUUAUGUAACUCACGCUUGUAAACUGCACACGUAUUUUAUCUCUUCUUUAAAUUUUAGUUUUAAAACCUUUAACCAUUAGAUAGCGAGUGUGUGUCUCACAAGAUCCAGGUAUUCAAAAGCAAACCUGUCACUAUAAGUCUUACGAUUAUUUUUUCAGAAUGCUUUUAAAUCCCGGCAUAUACUAUAAUUACAUUUCUUAAUAUCGCCAUACCGUCCUUUUUAUGUCUCUCAGAAUAUUUGCCAUGUAUGUAUCUGUGAUAAACUUAUUUUCUUCUCAAAACCGUUUUAUUAAACAUAUUCUUUAAAACUGA